AUGCAGGAUAUGGGCAACCAGGGGAUCAGACACCGCUCCUACUCCUCCCCCAAGAUUAGCCUGCUGCCCCCCCGCUUCUCCCGCAAAACCCUAGCCACGCCUGCAACCUCUGACCUCAGCCCAGAACAGAGAACAUUCAGUCUAUCAGAGCAGCCUCUCGAAAAAAGGGAGUUAAGGUUUCGUAAGCGUGCCCAGUCUGCAGACGACGAGGGCAGCGUUGAGCUGGCAGAGUCCCUUCAACACCUCACCCUCUCAGAGUUCCUCAAAGAAAUUGAAGAGGAGGAGUGGGACAAGUACAACAUCCCCUCCAAGAUGGAGUCAGAGAAAUACAAAGUGAUUCGUACCUUCAGCUUCCUCAAGAGUAGGAUGUCCACCACUCGCAACAAGAACAAGGGAAAGGGGAAGGAGAAGGAGAGAGAGAAGGGCAAGGAGAAGGAGAGAGAGAAGGAAGGGAAAGACAAGGACAAACAGCAGAAUGGACAUCGUUUCUCCACGGGUUCCUGUGCUGGUCCCACCGUCUGUCUGGUCUGUGACAAACCUGCUACUGGCAAGGACCUUCUGCACUGCUCCUGUUGUACAGUCAUGGUCCAUAAGGGUUGUAAGGACUCUGCUCCCCCGUGUCUAAAGAAACUUCAGGAUAAGUAUGCAGUGACUAUGGUGAAGAACCGAACAGCAUCCCUCCCGCAGAGUGAGUUUUACAUCACACAGUCCAAAGGUCAUUGAUGUCAUGGCUUGUUGUUGUCAUCCCGUGAAGCACUCAG
Messenger RNA from Salvelinus sp. IW2-2015, 761 nucleotides. NCBI's taxonomy places the organism in Eukaryota, Metazoa, Chordata, Actinopteri, Salmoniformes, Salmonidae. The record is from RefSeq and is a predicted model, not a curated record.